AUGCAACAAGAAGGCAAUCCUGAGAGCGUCCAGUCUCGCCUCAUUCUAGACUGCCCCGCUGCGAGUACACAGGACAAUAUCUACUGGGACGGAAAAAUCUCUCCAAUUGACCUCAAGAAUGGGUCUAUCGCCUACCUGGCAGCAUGGGAUUGUGAUCAACCAGAUGCCACUCCGAUCUUUUUCUCACAUUAUAUCAACCUCACCGAACCGGUGGUCACAACAACCUCCUCGACUCCGACAACAAUUACAUCCGCAUCAUUGGCCUCAAGCACCACAUCCGGAACCCCUACUUCCGCAGGCCCGGUCUCUACAAGCUCUGUUACUCCAGCGGCAACUGCGGAGAGCAAUCACAGUGGAGGUGGCGGAUCUAACUCGGCAGCGCUUGGAGGUGGAAUCGGCGGCGGCAUUGGCGGAGCUCUGGUACUGAUAGUGCUCGCAGCCUUAUUCAUCUACUGGCGCAGAGGAAAGCGGGAAGUCCUCAAAGGCGCCCCAAGCCAUGAGCCGUCAACGCGCGAACUCUUACCCCGAAAUCAACCGUACCCUCCCAAUUCCUAUCCCUAUCAACAACAGACUUACUACCCAAGCGAGUUGUCUGGCACUCCUUCUCCGCAGCGGAAGCCCAUGUCGAACGCGGAGCUGGACAGCAACAGUCGCUCCGAUACAGGAGGAUGA
Fonsecaea nubica is the source of this 672-nucleotide messenger RNA. RefSeq lists its product as hypothetical. The record is from RefSeq and is a predicted model, not a curated record. NCBI's taxonomy places the organism in Eukaryota, Fungi, Ascomycota, Eurotiomycetes, Chaetothyriales, Herpotrichiellaceae. The transcript is spliced from 3 exons. The coding region runs from base 1 to 672 and encodes 223 amino acids.